This is a messenger RNA of Myotis brandtii (Brandt's bat), 5467 nucleotides long. RefSeq names its product NIMA-related kinase 1 (gene NEK1). Gene Ontology annotation, biological process: protein phosphorylation. Gene Ontology annotation, molecular function: protein kinase activity; ATP binding. Bases 415 to 4257 code for a protein of 1280 amino acids. NCBI's taxonomy places the organism in Eukaryota, Metazoa, Chordata, Mammalia, Chiroptera, Vespertilionidae. The transcript has 35 exons. The record is from RefSeq and is a predicted model, not a curated record.
CACCGGCCACCCGCUCUGAAGUUGGAGAGGCAGCCUCCGAGGCACUCCCCCUGCUGCCGCCCCGCCGUUUCCAAGGGGCUCAGAAACCAGUUUGUUUCUCUCCCGGGUAGUGUGUACCUGGCUCACAGGGCGUUGCCCGGGUUGGGGCCGAGUCCAGCCUGAGCGGUCAGGCCAAGGCUGUUGUCAGGCGUGGGAGUCUCACUGCCCCCUUCAUAGUGGGCUGCCAGCUGCUGGUUGGAGACUCGGUUUCUCUUUCAGGAUGUCAUUUUCGAAAUGCGGGAUGAUGCCUCUGCCUCUUUAGGUCCAAUAGGAAGAUUGCUACACCUAGACUUUUGCUCAUAGAUCAUCACCGUUAUCCCUACUAACGGCCUGUGUCGGUGAGCCUAUCAGUUAAGAUGCCUUAGAAAAAUAACUAUGGAGAAGUAUGCUAGACUACAGAAGAUUGGAGAAGGUUCAUUUGGAAAAGCCAUUCUUGUUAAAUCUACAGAAGAUGGCAAACAAUAUGUUAUCAAGGAAAUUAACAUCUCAAGAAUGUCCAAUAAAGAAAGAGAAGAAUCAAGGAGAGAAGUUGCAGUGUUGGCAAACAUGAAGCAUCCAAAUAUUGUCCAGUAUAGAGAAUCAUUUGAAGAAAAUGGCUCUCUCUACAUAGUGAUGGAUUACUGUGAAGGAGGGGAUCUUUUUAAACGAAUAAAUGCUCAGAAAGGCAUUUUGUUUCAAGAGGAUCAGAUUUUGGACUGGUUUGUACAGAUAUGUUUGGCCCUGAAACAUGUACAUGAUAGAAAAAUUCUUCAUCGAGACAUAAAAUCACAGAACAUAUUUUUAACCAAAGAUGGGACAAUACAACUUGGAGAUUUUGGAAUUGCUAGAGUUCUAAAUAGUACUGUAGAACUGGCUCGAACUUGCAUAGGGACCCCGUACUACUUGUCACCUGAAAUCUGUGAAAACAAACCUUACAAUAAUAAAAGUGACAUUUGGGCUCUGGGAUGUGUCCUUUAUGAGUUGUGCACGCUUAAACAUGCAGAAAAAAUUAGAGACUGCCAAAGUGAUAUGGGAUGGUCAUUAUUAGAUCUGUAUGUAGAAGAAUGGCUACAUAUGGGUAGCAAUUCUAUUGGACAGCACAGCAUAGUGAUUCCAGAAUCUUCUUGGAGUCUACAUGUCCCAUCUCUCAAUUCAUAUUUGCAUUCACACUGUGGAAAAGAAAGACUCAAAUUCAAACAAUGGAAGAAAUUACCCAAUAGGGAGCAGCCUGGAGUUGGAAGGAAAAAAUGCAUUGUGAUUAAUGUAUUUUUUUUUAAAGUUAAAAUCUUUUCUUACUUACUUUCCCCCCUCUUUCAAUCUAAGCUUAUUGCAGAAGAAUUUUGUCUAAAAACAUUUUCCAAAGGUGGAGCGCAGCUUAUACCAGCUAAAAGACCAGCCUCAGGACAAAGCUUGGCUUCUGUUGUGUCUGCUCAGCAAAUUACAAAGCCUGCUGCUAAAUAUGGAGUGCCUUUAACAUAUAAGAAAUAUGGAGAGAAAAAAUUACAUGAAAAGAAGCCACUCCAAAAAAAUAAACAGGCCCAUCAAACUCCAUUGAAGAAAGUGAAUCCUGGAGAAGAAAGGAGGAAAAUGUUUGAGGAAGCAGCAAGAAAGAGAAGGUUGGAAUUUAUUGAUAAAGCAAAGAAACAAAAAGAUCAGAUUAGUUUAUUGAAGGCUGAACAGAUGAAAAGGCAAGAAAAGGAAAGGUUGGAGAGAAUAAAUAGGGCCAGGGAACAAGGAUGGAAAAACGUGCUAAGUGCUGGAGGAGGUGGUGAAGUAAAGGCUACGUUUUUUGGCAGUGGAGGGGCUGUGGCUCCAUCAUCUUUUUCUCCUCGGGGACAAUAUGAACAUUAUCAUGCUAUUUUUGAUCGAAUGCAGCAACAAAGAGCAGAAGAUAAUGAAGCUAAAUGGAAAGGAGAAAUAUAUGGCCGAAGGCUUCCAGAAAGGCAAAGGGGGCAGCUAGCUGUGGAAAGAGCUAAACAAGUAGAAGAGUACCUACAACGAAAAUGGGAAGCAAGGCAGAAUAAAGCUCGAGCUGAAGGACAUAUGGGAAUCCUGCAAAACCUGGCAGCUAUGUAUGGAGGCAGGUCCAGCUCUUCAAGAGGAGGGAAGCCAAGAAACAAAGAGGAAGAGGUUUAUCUUGCGAGGCUGAGACAAAUAAGAUUGCAGAAUUUCAAUGAGCGCCAACAGAUUAGAGCCAAACUCCGUGGUGAAAAGAAAGCAGCUGAUAAUUCUGAAGGACAAGGAAGUGAGGAGGCUGACAUGAGGCGUAAAAGAGUUGAAGCUCUUAAGGCCCAAGCAAAUGCACGUGCUGCUGUACUAAAAGAACAAUUGGAACGAAAGAGAAAGGAAGCAUAUGAGAGAGAAAAGAGAUCGUGGGAAGAUAAUUUGGUGUCUAAAGGAGUAAAGGGUUCUGAUAUGUCUCCUCCUUUGGGACAGCAUGAAGCAAGUGGCUCGCCAUCAAAGCAUCAGAUAAGACCUGUUAUUUCUGUGACUUCAGCCUUGAAAGAAGUGGGUAUGGACAGAAGUUUAACUGAUACCCAGGACACCUCAGAAGAAAUGCAAAAGACUAACAAUUCCAUUUCAAGUAAACGAGAAAUACUACGGAGAUUAAAUCAAAAUCUUAAAGCUCAAGAAGAUGAAAAAGGGAAGCAGUGUCACCCUGAUAUGGGUGAGGUAAUUGCGCAUGAAAAUGCCGAAAAGCAUGAAAAAGAAAAGUUGAUUUCACCUGAUCGCAAGAAGUGGGAGGCAGGAGGUCAACUUGUGAUUCCUCUGGAUGAGUUUGCAUUGGAUACAUCCUUCUCUGCAACUGACAGACAUACAGUGGGAGAGGUUAUUAAAUUAGAUCCUGGAGGAUCUCCAAGAAGAGUCUGGGGAAAAAGCCCUACGGAUUCUGUUCUAAAGAUACUUGGAGAAGCUGAACUACAGCUGCAGACAGAACUAUUGGAAAACACAACCAUUACAAGUGAGAUUUCUCCUGAAGGGGAGAGUUACAAACCCUUAAUUGCUGGAGAAGAACAAGUAAAUUGUAUUUCACUUGAAAUGAACCCAUCAGCUACUGUUGAUUCUUCUGUUGAGACAAACAGUCCAAAGUUUAGGGAGGUGUCUCCACAGAUAUCAUUGAAACCAGAAGGAAAUGUGGAUGAACCUGAUGAUUUGGAAACAGAAGUUCUAGGAGAGCCAUGUGGAACAAACAAAGAAGAUGGCUUACCUUUCCCUGUAACUGAUGUAUGGAUUAGUGAGACGAAGGAAACAAAGGAAACUGAAUUAGAAGAUAGGAUCACUAUUCAGCAAAAUGAAGUUUCUGAAGAAGGAAUCUUAAGGAAGGUGGAUCAACUUAGUGAAGUUCAUAUAGAACCUGGAAUAGGUGAUUCUCCGCACUCUAAAUGUGAUGUAGAUAAAUCUAUGCAUCCAGAACCAUUUUUCCAUAAAGUGGUUCACCCAGAACACUUGAAUGUAGUCUCUCAAAUUCAGUCCAUUCUGUGUUCACCAGAAGAAUCCUUUCCACUUCGAUCUCACUCUGGUUCACCACCAAAAAGGAAAAACAAGAAUUCCUUGCUGAUUGGACUUUCAACUGGUUUAUUUGAUGCAAACAACCCAAAGAUGUUGAGGACAUGUUCACUUCCAGAUCUCUCAAAGCUGUUCAGAACACUGAUGGAUGUUCCCACGGUAGGAGAUGUCCGGCAAGACAACCUUGAAAUGGAUGACAUUGAAGACGAGCACAUUAAAGAAGGACCUUCUGAUUCUGAAGACAUUGUGUUUGAAGAAACUGACACAGAUUUACAAGAGCUUCAGGCCUCUAUGGAGCAGUUACUCAGAGAAGAACCUGGGGAGGAAUAUAGCGAGGAGGAAGAAUCAGUCCUGAAGAACAGUGACCUAGAGCCGACUGUGAACGGGACAGAUCCAGCCGAUGAGGAGGACAAUCCCAGCAGCGAAAGCGCUCUCAAUGAAGAGUGGCACUCGGAUAACAGUGAUGGUGAGAUAACUAGUGAGUGUGAAUAUGAUAGUGUCUUUAACCAUUUAGAGGAACUGAGACUUCACCUGGAGCAGGAAAUAGGCUUUGAAAAGUUCUUUGAAGUUUAUGAGAAAAUAAAGGCUGUUCAUGAAGAUGAAGAUGAAAAUAUAGAGAUUUGUUCAACAAUAGCUCAGAAUAUUUUGGGAAACGAACAUCAGCAUCUUUAUGCAAAGAUUCUUCAUUUAGUCAUGGCAGAUGGGGCCUAUCAGGAAGACAAUGAUGAAUAAUCCUCAGAACAUUUUUUAAUCCUCACCUGUAUGAAAGCAUUUGAAUUUGGCUCAUCAGAAUAACAAAUUUCAGUGGGACUGUAGCAAUCUUUUAUAAAUGAUAUGUCAGAUUUAAGAUGGGCAUGCUGAUUGCAUGAAAAAGUUGGACAAACAUGACAUUUUUCAGUUAAGAUUCUAGUAUUUUAUCUAUUAUAUUUUGUUUGUUGAGUUCUAUAGUUGCCUCCUACAGACUAUAUACUUCAUUAAAUCUUCCAACCAAAGCAUAAGAGACAUUGAUCCAGAAUUGGGCAUAAUGGUUUUGAAGAAGAUGUAUCAUGAAGUAAGGUAACUUUUACUUUCAGCAAAUGUCCUUAGGUUGAAAGAAUUACUUACGUUGUGAAAGACCUGCCUGUGGUUUUUCCUUUAAGCAUUUAAAUAUGGCCCUUUUUUUCUGUCUACUUGUUUUCAUGACCAGCAAUUAGGUAUUAAAUAACCUUGUCAAGGGCUCUAUUUAAAUCUUUACAUUUUGAAGAUGGAUUUUUUUAGCCUUAAAGUUUAUAUGCUCAGCCCUUUUUCAACCGUGUGUCUCCUGAACUAGCUGAGUGAAAACAGGCUAUAGAAACAGUCUUAGAAAUAGUUGAAAAUUUUGAUUAUGAAAGAAUAACAAAAUUAUAUUUCCUGAUGUUAAAAAUGUUGAUUACUUCUGUUUCUUUUUUUAAAAGACUGGAACCAGAAAUAUUAUAUCUAAAAAUUAGUCUGUGGAUUUUAACAUCAACCUAGCAUAUAGCAUAAAGUUGCCCUUUUUGUUUUUAAUGUUCUCUCAUGCAUGUGCUUUUAUGAGAUGAAAAAGGAGAAAGGAAUCAUUUUUGACACUGACAGUUUUGGUAACUGUUAUUCCAUAGGGGGGAAAUGUUUGCCUCUUUAUUUCCAUUAUGAGAGGAUCAUUAAGAUUGUAGUCACACAGCUUCAAUUGCAGUAUGCCAGGUUUCAGUAGCAAUGUAUAAAGUCCAGAUGCUUUUCGUAAUAAAAGUAGAUUUUUUGAAACUUGAGUACAAAGCAGCCUGAUUGGCAUAAUCUAUAAUUUGAACAAUAAAAUCUAAUCUUGCAGCACUAUCAGUACCAUGCUGAAUUUAUUAUGUAUAUUAUUUCUAGCAUCCAAAACUAAAUACUUGACUUUUAUAAAUUUGUUUAUUUUGUAAUAUUACAAUUAAAUUUUUAUUAUCUACCUGAA